Molecule: messenger RNA, 1623 nt
Organism: Apiotrichum porosum
Lineage: Eukaryota; Fungi; Basidiomycota; Tremellomycetes; Trichosporonales; Trichosporonaceae
Exons: 4
Coding region: 1-1623 (540 amino acids)
Biological process (GO): amino acid transmembrane transport
Cellular component (GO): vacuolar membrane
Molecular function (GO): amino acid transmembrane transporter activity
Source: RefSeq, a predicted model, not a curated record
AUGUCGUACCACACCGCCAACGAGAAGGCGAACGCUGAGGAGCACUACAAGAACGAGUACAACAGUGACCUCGACAAUGGCGUCAGCGGCGUGAACGGCGAGCACGGUGCCGUCCACAGCCACGACGUUCCAACCGGCACCCACGCCCGCAAGCCCAACGACUAUGCUGUUGAGAUUGCUCCUGCUGGCGGCUCAAGAAUGGUUCAAGAUGCUGUGUUCGGUGACAUGGGCGGCGAGGGCCCCAACUUCCGUGCCGUCGGCCCCAUGGGUGCUUUCGUCCUCAUGACCAAGGCCAACAUUGGUCUUGGUGUGCUGUCGAUCCCUUUCGUCUUCAUGCAGGUCGGCAUGGUUCCCGGUAUUAUUCUUCUCCUGGUUAUCAACUUGAUCACCAUGUACUGUGCCCUCAUCAUUGGUGACUUCAAGAUGAACCACCCCGAGGUGUACGCUAUUGCCGACGCUGGCUUCAUUGUCGGUGGCCGCAUUGGUCGCGAGUACUUCGGCAUCGCCUUCGUUCUCUUCAUGAUCUUCGUGUCUGCAUCGGCCAUUCUUGCCAUUGCCACUGCUCUCAACGCCAUCUCGUCGACCGAGACCCACCACGGUCUCUGCACCGCCGCGUUCAUUGCCAUCGCCGCUGUCUGCGGUUGGCUGCUCGCCUCGAUCCGUACCCUUGGCAAGAUUGCCUGGCUCGGAUGGGUCGGUCUUGUUUCCAUCAUGGCCGCCAUUCUCACCCUCACCAUCGCUGUCGGUGUCCAGGACCGCCCCGACCUCGCCAAGCAGCUGUACCCCACCGGCCCCUGGCCCAAGGACCUCAAGAUUGUCAACAACCCCGCUUUCUCGGUCGCCAUGAGCGCCAUCAACUCGAUUGUGUUUGCCUUCGCCGCUACCCCUACCUACUUUGGUAUCAUUUCCGAGAUGCGUGACCCGCGUGCGUACAAGAAGUCCAUGGUCUUGUCGAUGGCCCUCCUCUACAUUGUCUACGUCGUCAUCGGCGUUGUCGUCUACUACUUCUGCGGCCAGUACGUUUCCUCGCCCGCCCUCGGCUCGGCUGGUGCCCUCAUGAAGAAGGUCUGCUACGGUAUCGCCAUCCCUGCCCUUCUCGUCACCCUUUGCAUCUACGCGCACCUUGCCUCCAAGUACUUCUUCGUCCGCAUCCUCCACGGCACCAAGCACCUUACUGCCAACACCAAGACCCACUGGAUCACUUGGCUCAGCUGUGUUACCGUCUCGAUCCUCGUCGCCUACAUCAUUGGCAGUGCCAUUCCCAUUUUCGGCAACCUCAUCUCCCUCGUCGGUGCCGUCAUUGGCCCCUCGGUCGUCAUCAUCCCCUACACCCUCAUGUGGUACCACGACAACUGGAAGCUCCGUCUUAACGGCCGCCGCAACGUUCUCAUGCUUGCCUUCAACAUCCUCCUCUUCUGCAUCGGCGUCUUCAUAACCGGUGCCGGCACCUACGGCGCUGUUGAGGCCAUCAUCGACGACCCCAGCCGUACCACUCCUUGGAGCUGCGCGGACAACUCGAACACCUACAACGCUACCGCUGCUUCCAUCUCCGCCGCCGCCGCCGCUGCUGCCAAGACUGCUACGGCUACCGUCGCAGCUGCCGCCGCUGCCCUUACAGCAUAA